GAAAGGGAGACAGAUUCACCAGCGGCCCUUGGAACUGUUUUCGGGUUGGCUAGAGACAUUUCUGACGUCAGGGAGUGGGCGUGGUUUUAACCCAGUGGCGGCAUUCCUGCGUCUGUCUCUCCCAUUCUCUGAAUUGCUGGCGGAGGGAGCGCAUCGCUAUCACGGCCAUCCGAUCCCAUGCGGGGCUGGCUGCGGAGGCUGGGCUCGCCUCUCUGCGGGAGGAGCGGCCUCGCCUCUCGGAUCCUUGGCCUUGAGAGGAGCCCUUGGAGAGGCUUCUCCGGAGCAGGCAGCGAUGAGCCCGAAUCCGACUGGAGACGCCGGAGGAGGCGGCCUUUGUCUCCCUUGGAAAGGCUGAGCCGGCUGCUCCCCGAGGAGCUCCUUUCCCCCGAGGUCCAAGCCUUGCGGGGCGACGAGCCGGAGCCUGAAGUAAUCCCGAAGGCGCCUUCCAAAGACAUUCCCUUCCAGCUCGGGGAGCUGGUGCUGGCGGAGGUCCGGCGCAGACGCAAUGGGGAGUUCAAGAGGCUGUGGCGUCUGGCGUCUGCAGAGGGCGCCCUGAACAGCACCUGGGGGGCCGUGCCGCACCGAGAGAUCCUAGGCAGGCUCCCCGGGCAGGUGCUGCGGACCUCGGCCAGGCACAGCCUCCUCGUCCGGAGGCCCUCCUUGGAAGAGUUCGUGCUGCUCAUGAAGAGAGGGCCCACCAUCGCCUACCCGAAGGACAUUAGCACAAUGCUUCUACUAAUGGAUAUCAGCCAAGGAGAUAAAGUGCUGGAAGCUGGCUCUGGGUCUGGUGGAAUGAGUUUAUUUCUAUCAAGAGCAGUUGGCCCGCAAGGGCAUAUUAUAAGUUAUGAAAUCAGGAAAGAUCAUCAUAAACUGGCAAAAAAGAACUACCAGACCUGGUGUGAUGCAUGGAGAAUAGGGCAUACUGUGGAGUGGCCAGAUAGUGUGGACUUCAUUAAUGCAGACAUUUUGACAGCAGCGGAGGAUUUGAAAACUAUAACAUUUGAUGCAAUAGCUUUGGAUAUGUUACUCCCCCAGAAUGCUUUGCCUACAGUUAUCCCAAAUCUUAAACAGGGAGGUGUUUGUACAGUAUAUCUUGCAAACAUCACCCAGGUUGUUGAUCUAUUGGAAGCAAUCCGAACCAGGAAGUUAAACCUUUUUUGUGAAAGAAUAGUGGAAGUGACACACAGAGACUGGUUAGUACUUCCAAAUACGUGGAGAAAUAGUAGCAUUUUCCAAAGCAGAGAAACAAAGCCAGAUUUCGAUGAUGAGUUGGAUGGCCGUGAUGAAAAUAACGAUCCUUCUGCAGAAGAAAGAGAGCACGAUGAGGCUUUUGUUUCUAAUGGCACAAAACCACCUUACAUUGCUAGACCUUAUCCAUGGCAAACUGGUCACACAGGUGGGAAUCCCUCAAAUACCAUUAGCAGGCCAAAGCAUCUGUUGUUGAUCAUUCACGCUUUUUCUAAAGAAGAGGGAAAGGGUUGGAAAUAAUUCCCUCAAAAUAGAUCACCAUGCCAAUUUAAAGCUGUUAAGGAAGACCCAAAUCUCUUUUGUUUGAAAAAACAAGGGAGCAGUUUGAAACAUUGUCUGAAAUAGAGUAUCUUCCCAUAUGAGCCAACAUAGAUUUUAAGAGCUUCAGAGAAGGACUUUCUCUCUGCUUCACCAGGUACGUUUACUAAGGACAUGAAAAGGAAUCUUCUCAAAGGCUGCUUCCAGGCUGUGAAACAAAAAAGCAGUUUGGUUGGCUCCCUCAUUGUUUUCUUCCAGCAGGCAAACACCAUGUUAGGUAGGCAUUCUUUUGGUGUUUAAAAUAGUAUUACAUGGCAGAAGGACGUUUUAAAAGAACACACUUUUUGAGUGGCAGAAAGAUGUUUUGAAUGUGACAUGUUUUAACAUUUCAAUGACAAUUUAAUGUGUUUUAAUCAUGUACUUUUGCAAUAGAAGAAAAGCAAGUUAGACAUGAAUAUAUAAAGUGUAACACAUGGAACAAAUUAUUCUACGUAAUAGUUUUAUAUUUUUAAAGCCUGGCUCUUCUCACAGUCAAAACUAGAAGGAAUGUUUAUGUUUCAAGUAAGAAAGCACUGCUAGGUUUAAUCCUUUUUCAACAGCCCUUUCUCAGAGAAGACUUCUAAGAAAAUAUCUACUUGUGGAAAAAGCUGUUAUGUUCUGCUGUGCUUCAACCCCCUUGCACGGCCUCCUUGUUCUUGUUUUAUGAUUUGCCUCUCUGAACUGGGUUUUCUUCAGUUACUUCAUAUUCUUCACCAUUGACCACAUUAACUGGUGCUGAUGAGAACUGCACACAAUACCUGGAGGGCACCAGGUUGGAGAACUGAUCUAAACUAGCCUCCAGAUUUUCACUGGAUUUUCACCACUUAAAAUAUGUACAGUAUUGGCUCGUUUCAAAGCCAACCGCAUUCAAAGCUACACAAUUAUCAACAUAAGGUAUCAGCAAUUUAUUGCACAUGUAAGUUUCGGAGAAAAAUGUUCAAAACCCCCCUUUUUUAUUGAGAUAAAUAAGAUGUCCAUAAGAGAGCAAGAGCAAAAGAGACUUGAAUACAGAAGAGAUUUAGUAAUAUUUAUUCCUAACAUUCUAUAUUCUUCUAAGCUGAUAGGACAUAGCCAGAUCAGAUGUGAUGUUCUGUAUCCACAAUAUGUGUUUCAAAUAACUUCUGUGCAUUCAUACAUGUGCAAAGAAAUGUCAUUUGUGCAAUUUGUUCAAAAACUAUCCUGUGAACUACUUUUAUUUAGAAAUUCAACAGGCCAUCCUCAUGGCACAAGAUUGUCUUUAAAGCAAAUUGCUUACAUGGCACAUUGAUGAAACAAUGGUAAGAACUGAAGUUCCCCAGUAAAAAAACAGUUAGUUACAAGUGAAGUGUAAGAGGAUGCUAUGAAAAAGUGACACACAAGCUUUUGUUUUAACAGGGCCAGGAGAAGAAAGAGUGUCUUUUUAUUGAAAAAGGAAAAGAUGGGAGGAGGACAGACAGUAAAGUAAAAUCUGACAGUAAAAUACUAUUUAGAGUCAAAGAAAUCAUGCUCAAUACAUUGCUAGUUCCAUUCUAGUUAGACAGAAAGAAUAGACACCCAUGGCUAAAAUAUUGAAAGCAAAUUGCAAAGCCAAAAAAAUGAUACAUUUUGCUUUAUCGUUUAAAUUGAAAAAAAUUGGGGGCAUUCGUUAGCAAUGGCCAUGCUGUCUACAGAGUCCAGCAUUUGUAUUCAUGGGCAAUAUUUAAAACCAAAUAAUGAGCAAUAUUAGGCACCUUGAAAGGUUUCCAGACAUGAUGCUUACAGGGAAAAGAUCAUAAGCGGUAGCUUUAUCUGUUACAUCUGUUCACUGGGAAUGAAAUGACACUAUGUUAUCAGACAUUAAGAAGUGGACAGAUGUGGCAAUGGAAAAAAUACAAUUGAAGCAGAUUCAUGUUGUAUGUGUGUGAACUUGCACACUGUAUUUCAGAAUGGGCAAAUGCUACACAAAGUGUUUUCCAGAACGAAUGCUAAACUUAGUUGCACUACCAAUUUAAACAUAUUUUUGGGUUCCAUGUGUUACGGAAAAUAAGGAAGCACCAACAGCAUUAAAAAAGACAAA
This is a messenger RNA of Anolis carolinensis (green anole), 3580 nucleotides long. It is a transcript of the gene trmt61b, whose product is annotated as tRNA methyltransferase 61B. Gene Ontology annotation, biological process: mitochondrial tRNA methylation. Lineage: Eukaryota; Metazoa; Chordata; Lepidosauria; Squamata; Anolidae. Gene Ontology annotation, molecular function: tRNA (adenine(58)-N1)-methyltransferase activity. The record is from RefSeq and is a predicted model, not a curated record. The transcript has 7 exons. Bases 178 to 1488 code for a protein of 436 amino acids. Gene Ontology annotation, cellular component: tRNA (m1A) methyltransferase complex; mitochondrion.